Phlebotomus papatasi is the source of this 1534-nucleotide messenger RNA. RefSeq names its product histone acetyltransferase type B catalytic subunit (gene Hat1). Gene Ontology annotation, cellular component: nucleus. Gene Ontology annotation, biological process: subtelomeric heterochromatin formation. The transcript has 2 exons. The coding region runs from base 250 to 1473 and encodes 407 amino acids. NCBI's taxonomy places the organism in Eukaryota, Metazoa, Arthropoda, Insecta, Diptera, Psychodidae. Gene Ontology annotation, molecular function: histone binding; histone H4 acetyltransferase activity. The record is from RefSeq and is a predicted model, not a curated record.
UUUGACUGUCAGAUGGUAGAGGGAAAUUUUUAGAAGUGGGGAGUUUUUGUGGGUUUUUACUUUUUGCCUUUUUUCUUGGCUUCCUGUGAAUAUUAACAAAAGGAUAUUAAAAUUCAUCACGUGGAUAGACUGGGAGUGAAUAGGAAUAGAAAUACAGCUAGGAAAAGUAUCCUAGAAGGCAGAGUUUCAUUGAGUGUUUUCCCGCCUUAAAUGUGGCUUGUGUUUUCAACGUAAAAGAGAACCUGAAAAAUGUUUGAUCUGGAAAAGGAGCUACCCAAUUACGUGUCUGAAGCUGUGGAUGCUGUGGAGUUCAAGCUAGUGAGGGAUGUUUCAGACUUGGAAGAUGACAGGACAACCUUCCAUCCUGUUAUGGCCCAUCAGAUUUUCGGGGAAAAUGAGAAGAUAUUCGGCUACAAGGAUUUAAAGGUGAAGCUGUACUACACAGCUGGGCCACUGAACAUCUUCCUCAGCAUCGAUUACAGCCAUAAGCUUUCCUUUGAGGAGCACAAUAUCACUCCCGACGACAUAACCUCUCUCAUCUCCGAGAAACUCCCUGCCGGAUGCUACUACACCAACAUCGAUGAGUUCUGCAAUGUGGUACGCAAAGCAGAUGCCUUCCAGCCCUUCGGAGACAAAAUUGUCCAAUUUGAUGUGCAGACAGGAGAUUCCGGGAAUGAAAGACACUUUGAGAUUUACUUCUGUGACCCUACAACUCCAAAAUUUUUCUCCUACCAUGCUCGUUUUGAAUCUUUUAUCAUGUGGUACAUCGAUGCUGCCAGCUACAUUGAACAGGAUGAUCACCGAUGGCUCUUCUUUUUCUGCUACGAGAAGUACGUGAAUAAGGACGGAAAGACUUGCUAUGCUUCUGCCGGAUAUGGAACUGUCUACCAAUACUACGCCUAUCCAGAGCACGUGCGCCCUCGUAUCAGCCAGCUUAUCGUCCUGCCUCCGUUCCAGAAAUUGGGCAUCGGCUCCAGGCUCAUCAGAACCAUCUACGAUCACUUUGAAUCCAACAAAAAAGUCCUCGAUAUUACCGUUGAGGAUCCCUCGGAAGACUUCCAAAGCAUCCGGAACUACAUCGAUGCAAAGCUCUGCAAGGAUCUCCCGGCAUUCCAGCCGGAAAAGCUCCGUGGUGGUUUCUGCAAGGAAAUGGUGACUGAGGCAAAAGCCAAGGCCAAGAUCAAUCCUCUUCAGUGUCGGCGCAUUUAUGAGAUCCUCAGACUGUUUCACACAAAUACCAACAAUGACGAAGAGUAUCGCCUGUAUCGGCUGGAUGUGAAGAAGCGCCUCAAUAUGAUGUACAUCGUGCAUAAGAGGAACAUCGAGAAGGCCGAGAAGAGGGGAAUGGAUGUAACUGCUGCAAAACUGGGCAUGACUCCGCUCACCGAAAGGCUGGAACAGCUCCAGGAGGAAUACAAUAUGUUAGAACAUGAGUAUCACCGUGUCAUUAAGAAGCUGAAGGAGCUGAAUUGAGGAUCCAUUUGUCCAAUAUUUUCUCAAAUAAAAAGAUUUUUCUGUUUUCAUUUUAAUUUAA